Hansenula anomala is the source of this 1647-nucleotide messenger RNA. Its product is annotated as MFS transporter. The coding region runs from base 1 to 1647 and encodes 548 amino acids. Gene Ontology annotation, biological process: transmembrane transport. Lineage: Eukaryota; Fungi; Ascomycota; Saccharomycetes; Phaffomycetales; Wickerhamomycetaceae. The record is from RefSeq and is a predicted model, not a curated record. The transcript has a single exon. Gene Ontology annotation, molecular function: transmembrane transporter activity. Gene Ontology annotation, cellular component: membrane.
AUGAGCUCCUCAGAGAAUUCAGAUCAUCUAAAACUCGAAAAGAGUGAAACGCAUGAAGAAGACAAGAGCAUAACAUCAACAAACAAUCAGCACCCAUACUCGUUUCAGCCUGAUCAAGUAGAUAUUGAUGCUCUUUCGAGACAAGCUAGUCGAAUAGCUAGCGAACAGUCAAGAUCUUGUCAAGAUUUACAAGCUUCAAGUGAGGAUACAGUGCUCAAUGAUAAUAACAACCUUUCAAUAGAGAAAGAUCCAAAUGAAGUGAUUUUCGAUGGAAUGGAUGAUAAGGAGAAUAUCAAUGCUAAGAUGUCGUUCUUUAGAAAAUGGUCUAUUGUGUUAGUUUUAUGCUUUGCAACCGCCAUGGUCACCAUGCUUUCAUCUGCUUGGUCAUAUUGUGAGCCUCAUAUCAUUAAGGAAUAUCAUGUUGGUAAAGAAGUUGGCGUAUUAGGUAUCUCGUUAAUCAUGUUUGGAUUAGGGAUUGGUCCAAUGUUACUUAGUCCAUUAUCAGAGUUUUACGGUAGAAAGCCAGUAUUUGUUGGUGGAUUAAUGCUUAGUUGCUGUUUUCAAUUCUUGACAGCCUUUGCACCUAACUUAGGAGGUAUAUUGUUUGGAAGAUUCAUGUCUGGGUUCUUUGGUUCAGCUUUCCUGUCAGUGGUUAAUGGUACAUUUACUGAUAUUUUUGACAAGAGUCAAAUUUCUUUACCAAUCGCAUUCUUUGGCGUUGCCCCAUUUGUUGGACCUUCGAUUGGGCCUUUAUUCAGCGCUGGUAUAAAUAAGUAUCUCUUCUGGAGAUGGGUAUUCUAUAUUAUGUUGAUGCUUCAUGGUGUUGCUCUUGCUUUUGUUAUCUUGUUUGUUCCUGAAACUUAUGUACCGGUGCUUCUAGUUAAGAAAGCUAGAAGGUUAAGAAACCAAAUUGGGAAUGAUAAAUUAUAUGCAGCUCUUGAGAAGGAUCAAAGAUCAGUUAUAAUGACACUGUUGAAAGCUCCAAAUAGACCAUUUCUUUUACUACUCCGUGACCCUAUGAUUGCAGUUCUAUGUUUUUAUUCAGGUUUAGUGUUAGCAAUCAUCUAUUUAUUCUUUGUUGCAUUUCCAUAUGUUUUCCAAACUGUGUUUGGAUUUGAUGAAGUCUCUCAAGGCUUAUCAUUUAUUGGCCUUUUAGUUGGAUUAUGUUUUGGAGCUGCUACUGCUCCAUCAUUUCAAAAUUAUUACAACAAGAUAGUGGAGAAAAAUGGUGUUGCAUAUCCUGAAGAUAGACUAUACUCACUAAUGAUUGCUAGUAUUAUAUUACCAAUUAGCAUGUUUAUAUUUGCAUGGACAUCUUAUCCCCAGGUUCAUUGGAUUGGUCCUAUUAUUGCUACAGCCAUUUAUGGAUAUGGUUGUAGUUUAGCAUUUACAGGUAUCAUAGGUUACACGGCUGAUGGUUAUAAAUUAUACUCAGCUAGUGCAAUGGCUUGUAAUAGUCUUGUUAGAAGUUGUAUGGCUGGUGGAUUCCCAUUAUUUGGAUUGCAAAUGUAUAAAAAGAUGGGUGUUAACUGGGCCAGUUGUUUUCUUGCAUUUUUAUUUGUCUUGAUGAUUCCAUUUCCUAUAAUUUUUUACAAGUAUGGUAAGGUUUUGAGAAGCAAAAGUCCUUAUGCUUGGAGUUUGGAUUAG